This is a messenger RNA of Populus nigra (black poplar), 1133 nucleotides long. RefSeq lists its product as uncharacterized. Lineage: Eukaryota; Viridiplantae; Streptophyta; Magnoliopsida; Malpighiales; Salicaceae. The transcript is spliced from 2 exons. The record is from RefSeq and is a predicted model, not a curated record. Bases 269 to 1006 code for a protein of 245 amino acids.
CCUAAUUAGUAUUCUGAGGGGGGUAAGCAAACAUAAAACAACAAAUGUGAAUUCAGAAAUGUUCCUGUGCUAACUUUUGUGUUCAAUGAAGAGAGUAAUGACUAGGAACUAGGAAAUCUGGCCUUUUAUCACAAGGACCUUGUUUCUUUUCCCUGUUGUCUCCCAAGUACAAAAGCCAGAUCCCUUAAAGCACAGACAACUUCUUCAUAUAGUGCAGACUUGCUAGAUAUAGAGGCAUUUUGAGAGAGAGAGAGUGUAAACAAGAGACAUGGCAUCUGAGGCAGAAGACGAGCCAAUCUUCAUACCACCAAGGCUACUGCUGAUGCCAAAACCACAUGCACAUUUACAGUCACCAGAGAGGUCAGGGACACUAACCCCACCACUCCAAACUUCAGCCUCUGUUCCAUUUCGGUGGGAGGAAGAGCCUGGCAAACCCUGGGAGAGCACCGCCCUGGUCCCCAGGGCCAUCAACUUUCCACAGAAGUCCCUAGAGUUACCUCCGAGGCUGUUAAUAGACACCAACAUGACCAAACUAUCUUCACCCACCACAGUCUUGGAGGGUCCUUACAUGGGCAAGUCAUCAAGAUUUCAGUCUUCUUCGUUCAGAAUAAUCAGAUCAAGGGAAUGUUAUGGGUCCUUUCGCAGUUGUAGUCCUGAGAAGGGUCAGCUUGGCACCGUAGUUCCUAGCAAGAGGAGAGUCAAAGAGAAAGGCAGGUUUCUGGGUUCAUGGAGUUGGGUAAGGAGGGGUUUGAAGGGUAAGAGAGAGUCUGGUGGGGGUAGUUAUGUCUUUCCAUCUUCAGUGGAUAGGGAACCUGCUGAUCAUUGCGUCAAUGAAGAGGAAGAGAUGAUCAGUAGCAGCGACAACGUCAAGAUGACUAGGUCAGGGAGUCUCUCUGCUGUCUCUAAUGCCAGGUCUCAAUUCUGGGCGAAUGUUUACGAGGGCUUGAAGCAGGUGGUGCCUUGGAGGAGCAAGGAGCUGAAGAAAGACCACGGGCUUCUGAUUUGACAUAUCGUGGGGUCACAACAGGAUAGAAAAAGUCCAAUUAAUUAUCUGUACACCGCUAGGGAUGGUCCUAUAUUCUAUCGACCUUCGAUAUUUCUCUUUCAAUGAAAAUUACGUUUUUAUUGUGGCA